Molecule: messenger RNA, 2068 nt
Organism: Carassius auratus (goldfish)
Lineage: Eukaryota; Metazoa; Chordata; Actinopteri; Cypriniformes; Cyprinidae
Gene: grk1a
Product: G protein-coupled receptor kinase 1 a
Exons: 7
Coding region: 95-1786 (563 amino acids)
Biological process (GO): visual perception; protein phosphorylation; signal transduction
Cellular component (GO): cytoplasm
Molecular function (GO): ATP binding; rhodopsin kinase activity
Source: RefSeq, a predicted model, not a curated record
AGUCAGGUGGAUCUGUCUGUGCUCUCGCUGUGAUCCUUCAACUGCCAGUCUUGUUCUCCUUCCAUCAGUCCACAUUCAGCUUCUUCACCUUGCCAUGGACAUCGGAGGCCUGACUACGGUGGUGGCCAACUCGGCGUACAUCUCGGCCCGUGGCAGUUUCGAUGGCACAGCCAACCCAGCAGCCAACAGAGACAAGAAGUACCACGCCAAACUCAAGCUUCCCCACAUCACUGUGUGUGAAGAUCUGAGGGAAACCCUGGAUCUGCAAUUUAAGAGCAUUUGUGUGGAGCAGCCCAUCGGCAAACGGCUGUUUCAAGAGUACCUGGAAAUCACCAAUGAGUACAAGGGACCAUGUCGCCUCUGGAAGGACAUUGAGGCAUACGACACCGCCGAGGAUAAGGAUCGAGCUCAGAAAGCCGCCAAAAUCCUCCAGCGUUACAUGGAGCCUUCUGCCAAGCUCUUCUGCCCGUUUUUACCCGAAAAUGACAUCACCAAGGUGAAAGAACGGCACCAGGAGGCAACAGAUGACCUGUUUGUGGAGAUCCUGGCCAGUGUGUUUAACUUCCUCAAAGAGGUUCCCUUCACGUUCUAUUUAGAGACCAUGUACUUUAAACGCUUCUUGCAGUGGAAGUGGUUGGAGAUGCAGCCGGUAGCCGAGGACUGGUUCUUGGACUUCCGUGUUCUGGGUAAGGGUGGGUUCGGAGAGGUGUCCGCUUGUCAGAUGAAGGCCACAGGGAAGCUGUACGCCUGCAAGAAGCUCAACAAGAAGAGGCUGAGGAAGAGGAAAGGCUAUGAGGGUGCCAUGGUGGAGAAACGGAUCCUGGCUCGAGUUCACAGUAGAUUCAUUGUGUCUCUGGCUUACGCCUUCCAGACCAAAACAGAACUGUGUCUGGUGAUGACCAUCAUGAAUGGAGGAGACCUCAGGUACCACAUCUAUAAUGUGGAUGAGAAUAACCCAGGGUUCUCUGAAACCAGAGCGUGUUACUAUGCUGCUCAGAUCAUUCAAGGCCUAGAGCAUCUACACCAGAAGAGAAUCAUCUACAGAGACCUGAAACCAGAAAAUGUUCUGCUAGAUAAUGAAGGUAACGUCCGUAUCUCUGAUCUUGGCUUGGCUGUGGAGCUUGCAGAUGACCAGCUUAAAACCAAAGGCUACGCUGGAACUCCAGGGUUCAUGGCCCCAGAGCUGCUGAAGGGUGAAGAAUAUGAUUACUCUGUAGAUUACUUCACUCUCGGGGUCACGCUGUACGAGUUCAUUGCAGCCAAAGGACCCUUCAGGACUCGAGGAGAGAAGGUGGAGAAUAAAGAGGUUAAAAAACGAAUCCUGAACGACCCAGUGACGUACCCAGAAAAUUUCAGUGAGAAUGCCAAGUCCAUCUGUGAGGGUGUUCUGGCAAAAGAAGUUGACAAGAGACUGGGCUUCAAGAACGGCACGUGUGAUGAGCUACGCGCACAUCCGUUCUUCAGCGAAAUCAACUGGAGGAAACUGGACGCAGGGAUUCUGCCGCCUCCUUUCGUACCGGAUUCCAAGACCGUCUAUGCCAAGAAUCUGGAUGACGUGGGCGCUUUCUCCACUGUGAAGGGGGUCUGCCUGGAGGACGAUGACAAGAAGUUCUUUGAUGAGUUUGCGUCAGGUAACGUCUCUAUACCCUGGCAGGAGGAGAUGCUCGAGACGGGCAUCUACGGUGAGCUGAACGUGUGGGGUCCAAACGGCACUGUGCCCAACGACCUGCGUCGAGAGUCCAUCCUGGAGCAGCCACCCAAAUCCUCCACCUGUAGCGUUUCAUAAUCACGCCAACACUGAACUGUCAAAAAAAAAAAAAACAUAGAUUUGCUUGCGCUUUUUCGAUAGAGCUCAUGGUGAAGGUUGAGUAUUUGUGUUAGUGAUUAUUGAUCUUAUUGACAUUCUUGAACUGUAAACUGAGUUCUGUUCAAGCAUGAUUAGGAUUUAGGCUUUUAAACGGAACUGAAUGACAAAGAAUAUCUGAUGAGGAAAUAAUAAAAAGCAAAAUGCUUUGAAGUCAUUCUUUUGAUAUCCAUAAAGCUCAGUAAUAACAUCUGUAAGUAAAAU